AUAUCUAAUGUUUCACCUUUGAAACCUUUGAGUUUAGUAGUACAUGCUAAUAUAAUGGCUUGGAAAAAUAAACUAUUUCGAAUACUCAUGUUGUAGACGAUUUUGUAAAUACGAUCAGUUAUAAAGAAAACAAUGAGACUGGAUCUAAUCACGCAAAAGAACAAUAUCCUAUGACUAGUAAGUAGAUAAUAACUUAUGCCAAUGAUAUUAGGAUGGAGCCUAUGGAUUUGAAUUUUAGAUCCAUCACAAAAAAUUGGAAACAAAGUUGUGCAAAUUUUUUGUUUCAUUUAUUACAAUAUGUAGAUUUGGCUUCAAGUUUUUUAAUAGAUUACAACCCUUUAAUUUUUGCCCAUUAAUUGUUUAACUCAAUUAGUGUUUUUUCGGCAGUUCCAGUUUCAUUUCUAUGAAAUUAUAUCUACGUAAUGUGUAUACUAGUUAUGGUUUAGCUAUAUAAUUUCUUCUAGUAGUAAAUUCUUACAAAAUAAAAAUACGCGAUAUAUGACAAUCCGUACUCGAUUAAAUUCACAUUUUUAAACCCAAAUUUCUGUAAAAUGAUGGAGCCUAUUAGCAUUUACAGAAAGUUGAGAAUACGUAUAAACAAUGGUUAAAUUCAAUCGGCAGGUUAUUUCAUAACAACAACAUAACUUAAAACAUUAAUAAUUUAGAAUUAUGCUAUUUUGAUAGUAUUUAGUUUAAACAAAUAAGUAUAUUUUUUUUUUUUAAUUUUCUAAAUAUGUUAGAGAAAACUCAUAUUAACAAUCACAUUUUAUUUAACGUUAAACUGCAUUAAUUAAUUUCUUAUGUUCACUUGAAAAUACGUUUAGUUUGGGUUUGAGUGUUUAAUCUAUUGUAAAUAAGAGACAAAAAUUUCAUUCUAAAAUACCAGAUACAAACAUUUUAAUAUAUUAUAUUAAUAACAUUUGCCACUUAUUUCGAAAACAUUGGCACAAUGGCUCACACUUCUUCCCAAACUACUAUCGUAUUCGUUGUUGUUGCUUUGAUUUGUGCGUUCGUUCCUGCAUUCUCUUUUGAAGAAGCUGAAGAAAAAUUACUAUGGGAUACAUGUCUUCUUAAAAUCAGUCCAAAAUGUGCGUUGGAUAUAAUUGGUGUUGUCUUUGAAAAUUUAACCAUCACUGAUGCAUGUUGUCAUGAUCUUGUUCAAGAAGGAAAAAUGUGUCACGAUACUCUUAUCAAAUAUAUUGCUGAGAAGCCGCAUUUAGUUGCCCACGAAACAGAGUAUUUGAAGAAAAGUGAUGAUUUGUGGACUCAUUGUGUCUCAAUUUCGCAAACUGCUUAAAAAUUUGUUAUGCUUGUAUUGAUCUGAUUAACAGAAUUUUUAUUUAACUAUCGUUAAAUUUUAUUUGAUCAAAAAUUGUGGAUCAAACAGUAUGCAAUAUAAAGCGACCAUCAAGUGAAUCUCAUUCUAAAUGAAUCAAUAAAAAUAUUAACUCAAUUGACAAACAAUGCGCUAACCAUACAAGAUUGUUAAACUAAUAACAAGACAUAUAUGAAUAAUUUCAAACAAUAUUGCUUAAUUAGUUUGAUUUAACUUAUCUUUAAUUUUAAAAAUUAAUUUUCAACUACGAUGUCAAUAAUUAUUUUUACAUAAACUGAAAAUUAUCUUGGAUAAUUUAAAACAAGAAGCUAAGAAAAUAUCUAAUGUUUCACCUUUGAAACCUUUGAGUUUAGUAGUACAUGCUAAUAUAAUGGCUUGGAAAAAUAAACUAUUUCGAAUACUCAUGUUGUAGACGAUUUUGUAAAUAUGAUCAGUUAUAAAUAAAACAAUGAGAUUGGAUCUAAUCACGCAAAAGAACAAUAUCCUAUGACUAGUAAGUAGAUAAUAACUUAUGCCAAUGAUAUUAGGAUGGAGCGUAUGGAUUUGAAUUUUAGAUCCAUCACAAAAAAAUUGGAAACAAAGUUGUGCAAAUUUUUUGUUUCAUUUAUUACAAUUUGUAGAUUUGGCUUCAAGUUUUUUAAUAGAUUACAACCCUUUAAAUUUUGCCCAUUAAUUGUUUAACUCAAUUAGUGUUUUUUCGCCAGUUCUAGUUUCAUUUCUAUGAAAUUAUAUCUACGUAAUGUGUAUACUAGUUAUGGUUUAGCUAUAUAAUUUCUUCUAGUAGUAAAUUCUUACAAAAUAAAGAUACGCGAUAUAUGACAAUCCGUACUCGAUUAAAAUCACAUUUUUAAACCCAAAUUUCUGUAAAAUGAUGGAGCCUAUUAGCAUUUACAGAAAGUUGAGAAUACGUAUAAACAAUGGUUAAAUUCGAUUGGCAGGUUAUUUCAUAACAACAACAUAA
Brassica rapa (field mustard) is the source of this 2297-nucleotide messenger RNA. RefSeq names its product protein DOWN-REGULATED IN DIF1 11-like. The record is from RefSeq and is a predicted model, not a curated record. NCBI's taxonomy places the organism in Eukaryota, Viridiplantae, Streptophyta, Magnoliopsida, Brassicales, Brassicaceae.